AUGCUACCGAUCUGUCUCGGUGAGGCGACCAAGGUUUCUAACUUCCUGCUGGACGCUGCCAAAACCUAUUCAACUAGAGUGCGGCUUGGAGUGCAGACGAGCACGGGCGACCCAGAGGGAGAAGCGCUUGAGCGUGCAGGAAUUCCGGAACUGAGUCGGCGAGACAUAACAGAGGCGCUAACGGCGUUUGAGGGUGAAAUUGAUCAGAUUCCACCGAUGUAUUCAGCCCUAAAACGUGACGGUAGGCGACUCUAUCAGCUGGCCCGCGAAGGCCAGCAGGUUACCCGUGAGCCACGGCCCGUUACAAUUCACGAGUUGAGCUUGCUCGACUUUGGCGCUGACUGGCUGAAGCUAGAAGUGGUUUGUAGCAAGGGCACUUACAUAAGAGUUCUGGCCGAGGAUAUCGGUCGAGCCCUGGGCACAGUUGCUCACGCCGAGAGUCUAAGGCGCACUGCGGUGGGGCCUUUCGUGGCGAGUAAGAUCCAUACGCUCGAUCAACUUUCCGAUUGUGUCGAAGGUGGUUGGGCUAGCCUCGAUGCACUGUUAAUUUCCACUGAUGCCGCCUUAGUCAAUCUUCCGCCCAUCCGUAUUUCGGCCGAGCACACUGCCAGAGUAAAGCAUGGCAAUUCGGUAACCGUCGAGUCUGGGCAAGGCGUUGGUUUGGUGCGGAUCUACGGUGCCGACCAGCAAUUUAUGGGUGUGGGCGAGCUCACGCCGGAGUCGCAGCUGAAGACCCACCGAUUGAUUUCUCCAGACCACAACAGCGAGCCCAACGCCGGUCAAUGA
Molecule: messenger RNA, 786 nt
Organism: Nerophis lumbriciformis (worm pipefish)
Lineage: Eukaryota; Metazoa; Chordata; Actinopteri; Syngnathiformes; Syngnathidae
Source: RefSeq, a predicted model, not a curated record